This is a messenger RNA of Aegilops tauschii subsp. strangulata, 1463 nucleotides long. RefSeq lists its product as uncharacterized. Lineage: Eukaryota; Viridiplantae; Streptophyta; Magnoliopsida; Poales; Poaceae. The record is from RefSeq and is a predicted model, not a curated record.
UAAUUAAUGUAGUCUUUAUAAAUAGUGAUGAACUAUGCGACUAAAAUUGGGGCAGUACAUAUUACAAAAAAUAAAACUGGUGUUGCUAAACGGUGCAGGCUGAACAGAUGAAUUAAGACUAUUGUAAGGUGAAUAUACUAAAACUAGUAGUAAUGGAGCCUUUCACCAAGCUGGCAGAGAAUGAGACUGCUCAGUUACAGAGAGCAGUAUUUGCCCAGUAUAUUAUGAUGAAGAAAUUAUUCAUGGAGCUAGAAGAGGAAAGGGAGGCUUCAUCAAGUGCUGCAAGCGCUGCCCUGUCAAUGAUUAGAAAACUUCAGAAAGAAAAGGAGGCAGAGAGAAUGGAAGCAUGUCAGUACAGAAGAAUGGCUGAAGAAAGGAUGAAUCAUAGUGACAAAGCCCUGGAAGUCGUGAAGGAAGUCAUGCAGCACAAGGAACUGGAGAUCUAUUAUCUCAGGAGCCAACUGCAGGUGUAUAAACAAAGGUUACUGGGUGUUGGUAUUGAUGAUUGUGAUAUUGCAGACGAGACGAUAACAAAAAGUAUACCUUUGUUUGGAAGCAGAGAUGUAGAGAAUCUUUGUUAUACCAUCAAAAGGAAUUUCUCUCUUCCAACUUUUCAGUUGAGCAAACGUUUUGCUGAAAUGGACAUGAACAAAAACAACGGAUCGGUUGCGUCAGCGAGGAGCAGGCUAGGUGUUUACAUGCACAACUCUAGUGAAAAUGAACUGGAACAAGUUUCCAGCGACCUGAAAGCCAUAGGUUCCAAGGAAAGCUUAGCAGCAGAUAUGGACAGUACUGAAAAGCAUGGGGAAGAACCAAAACCUCCAAGCAACAGUGGUACUGAACACUCUUGUCCAUCCGAAGGGUCUUCUCGUUCUUCCCCCUUCUCAAUGGCGGGGCAUCACACAGAUAUAUGCAGUCAAAGAGCAACACCGGUUGGCAAAGAUGUCCAAGACACGCUACAUCCUGAUCCACUCGGGUCAUUGCGUCCAGACCAUGAAAUGGAUAACACUGCUGACACACUAAAGCAUCCAGAACUAAGCAAGGCGCCGGCAGAAUACUCAUGUACUCCUACUAAACAUAGCAUCAGCACAAAGGAAUCUGAAACGCCUCACACGGUUGCUCUAAGAGAUAAAGGGUCCCAUGUUCUUUCGAAGUUUUCAGCGACGCGAAAAGUUGGCUCCAUGAAUAACGUUGACAGACAUGUCCGUGUAGCUGCGGCGAGUUCUACGCCACGAGCUGGAGUCGAGAGAACAAGAUCAAGGCUGAAGCGUGUUCAGAGUGAAAAGAUGAUUGAGCUAAAUGAUCCUAAGAAGAACAAGGAGCAGAUCAUAAUGCUCAAGGAGGUAUACGAGCAGCUUAACAUGAUAGAAGCACACAUGAGACCUUCCCCUUCACAGGAGACCCCUAGAAAUGACCAGUCGUUGGAUUCUGUUAUGGAGGCGGCUCUGUCCUUCUCCAUAUAG